Molecule: messenger RNA, 372 nt
Organism: Saccharomyces kudriavzevii IFO 1802
Lineage: Eukaryota; Fungi; Ascomycota; Saccharomycetes; Saccharomycetales; Saccharomycetaceae
Gene: KGD4
Product: alpha-ketoglutarate dehydrogenase subunit KGD4
Exons: 1
Coding region: 1-372 (123 amino acids)
Biological process (GO): 2-oxoglutarate metabolic process
Source: RefSeq, a predicted model, not a curated record
AUGAUCGCUACACCUAUAAGAUUAGCGAAGAGUGCGUAUGAACCGAUGAUCAAAUUUGUCGGUACAAGACAUCCCUUCGUGAAACACGCUUCUGAAGUCAUUGUUCAUCCAUGCGCCACCAACGGUGUGCUACCUGGCAGCAGGGAGUGUAUACCAGCUGGCGUAUUCAUGGAAAACUAUAAACCAUUCCGCGUAGUGCCAAUAAAACAUGGUGCUAAGAUUGGUCACAGCGCUUCGAAGACCUCCCCGUUUGUGAACAGGCCAUUGGGUAAAGAUGAGCUUAGCUCCAUUUUCGAACUGCCUGCCAGGUUCCAGUAUAAGCCCAUUAAUGAGAAGGAACUGGAAAGCAUAAAUAGCGGUGGAGCAUGGUGA